AUGAAUUAACUUGAGCAUUGGCCUUUCGAUUGAACUUUAAACUCUAUGUAAACAUUAUUGAAGUCUUAUAAAAGUUCGAUACGAGUAGAAAAAAAAACGUUCUCAAGUCGGAGAUCUGGUUGCAUCUCUUGUGUUAUAUGUAAACAGAAUGACGUCAGCGAGAGGGCUGCCUAGCACGUGGUCUCAUUCAUAGAAUAAUGACGAGCCCAGUGAGUGGACAUAUCGGGAUAUUCAUUCUGCAAGCAUGUUGCCUUUAUUGCACCACCCACCUUUUCCUUUGUUAUUGAGGAUUAUACCCUCCAGCAGGCAUUGAGCUCUAUGCCAGCAAUUAUGACAAUGUUAGCUGACCAUGCAGCCAGACAGCUGCUGGACUUUAACCAGAAGCUGGAUAUCAACCUGCUUGAUAAUGUGGUCAACUGUCUUUACCAUGGGGUUGGGCCACAGCAAAGAAUGGCUCAGGAGGUGCUGACUCAUUUGAAGGAGCACCCAGACGCGUGGACUCGUGUUGACACUAUUCUGGAGUUCUCUCAGAAUAUGAACACCAAAUACUAUGCACUGCAGAUUCUGGAAACGGUUAUUAAAACAAGAUGGAAGAUUCUGCCCAGAAACCAGUGUGAAGGCAUUAAAAAGUAUGUUGUGGGUCUCAUUAUAAAGACAUCAUCAGAUGCAGCCAAUGUCGAGAAAGAGAAAGUGUACAUUGGAAAACUCAACAUGAUAUUAGUACAGAUCCUAAAGCAGGAGUGGCCAAAACACUGGCCCACAUUUAUCAGUGACAUUGUUGGCGCAAGCCGCACCAGUGAGAGCCUUUGCCAGAACAAUAUGAUCAUUCUCAAGCUCCUCAGUGAGGAGGUGUUUGACUUCUCCAGUGGCCAGAUGACACAAGUGAAAGCCAAACACCUGAAAGACAGCAUGUGCAAUGAGUUCUCCCAGAUAUUUCAGUUGUGCCAGUUUGUGAUGGAAAAUUCCCAGAAUGCCCCACUUGUGCAUGCUACAUUAGAGACUCUGCUGAGGUUUCUUAACUGGAUUCCCUUGGGCUAUAUCUUUGAAACUAAACUCAUCAGUACUCUGGUGUACAAGUUUUUAAAUGUGCCGAUGUUUCGCAACGUGACGCUGAAGUGCUUGACUGAGAUAGCAGGAGUCAGUGUCAGCCAGUACGAGGAGCAGUUCGUCAGUCUCUUCACUCUGACCAUGAUGCAGCUCAAACAGAUGCUUCCUUUGAACACCAACAUUCGAUUGGCGUAUGCAAAUGGUAAAGAUGAUGAGCAAAACUUCAUUCAGAACCUCAGCCUGUUCCUCUGCACCUUCCUCAAAGAGCACGGACAGCUGAUAGAAAAGAGACUGAACCUCAGAGAGACGCUUAUGGAGGCUCUACAUUACAUGUUGCUAGUGUCAGAGGUGGAGGAGACUGAGAUCUUUAAGAUCUGUCUGGAGUACUGGAACCACCUGGCAGCUGAGCUUUACAGAGAGAGUCCAUUCUCAACAUCCACCUCUCCUCUCCUCUCAGGGAGCCAACACUUCGAUGUACCACCCCGCAGACAACUCUACCUGCCUGUGCUGUCUAAGGUGCGUUUGUUGAUGGUGAGCCGCAUGGCCAAGCCAGAGGAAGUACUGGUGGUGGAGAACGAUCAGGGCGAGGUGGUUCGAGAGUUCAUGAAAGAUACAGACUCCAUUAACCUCUACAAGAACAUGAGGGAGACGCUUGUCUAUCUUACCCAUCUGGACUAUGCCGAUACUGAGCGUAUUAUGACAGAAAAGCUUCAUAAUCAGGUGAACGGUACUGAGUGGUCCUGGAAGAACCUGAACACGCUGUGCUGGGCCAUUGGUUCCAUCAGUGGAGCCAUGCAUGAAGAGGAUGAGAAGCGGUUCCUUGUCACUGUCAUUAAGGACCUUUUGGGUCUAUGUGAGCAGAAGAGAGGCAAGGAUAACAAGGCCAUCAUUGCCUCCAACAUCAUGUACAUAGUGGGCCAGUAUCCACGGUUCCUACGUGCACAUUGGAAAUUCCUGAAGACUGUUGUCAACAAAUUGUUUGAGUUUAUGCAUGAAACCCAUGAUGGAGUGCAAGACAUGGCUUGUGACACCUUCAUCAAGAUUGCUCAGAAGUGCAGGAGGCAUUUUGUGCAGGUGCAGGUGGGAGAGGUGAUGCCCUUCAUUGAUGAGAUCCUCAACAACAUCAAUACCAUCAUCUGUGACCUCCAGCCCCAGCAGGUGCAUACAUUUUACGAAGCUGUCGGCUAUAUGAUUGGAGCGCAGACCGACCAGGCUGUACAGGAACACCUGAUCGAGAAGUACAUGUUGUUGCCUAACCAGGUGUGGGACAGCAUCAUACAGCAGGCCACCAAGAAUGUGGACAUCCUGAAGGACCCAGAGACAGUGAAGCAGUUGGGAAGCAUCCUGAAGACCAACGUCAGAGCAUGUAAAGCUGUGGGACACCCUUUUGUUAUUCAGCUGGGCCGGAUAUACCUGGACAUGCUAAAUGUAUACAAGUGCCUCAGUGAAAACAUCUCUGCUGCCAUCCAAACGAAUGGUGAGAUGGUGACAAAGCAGCCUCUCAUCAGGAGCAUGCGCACAGUAAAGAGAGAGACUCUAAAGCUGAUCUCAGGCUGGGUCAGCCGCUCCAGUGACCCACAGAUGGUGGGGGAGAACUUUGUUCCUCCGCUGUUGGAUGCUGUGCUGAUUGAUUACCAGCGCAAUGUCCCAGCGGCAAGAGAACCUGAAGUGCUUAGUACCAUGGCAACAAUCGUAAACAAACUGGGUGGACACAUUACUGGAGAGAUCCCACAGAUAUUUGAUGCUGUGUUUGAGUGCACAUUAAACAUGAUCAACAAAGAUUUUGAAGAGUACCCAGAACACCGGACACAUUUUUUCUACCUGCUGCAGGUGGUGAACUCACACUGUUUCCCAGCAUUCUUGGCCAUCCCACCAGCCCAGUUUAAGCUUGUGCUUGACUCUAUUAUAUGGGCUUUUAAACACACUAUGAGAAAUGUGGCAGACACCGGCCUUCAGAUUCUCUACACGCUGCUGCAGAACGUGGCUCAGGAAGAAGCGGCAGCUCAGAGCUUCUAUCAGACAUACUUCUGUGACAUCCUACAGCACAUCUUCUCUGUCGUCACAGAUACAUCACAUACUGCCGGUUUGACUAUGCAUGCUUCUAUUCUGGCGUACAUGUUUAACCUUGUUGAGGAAGGAAAAAUCAGUGCAGUUCUAAACCCCUCAAGCCCAGUCAACAACCAAGUGUUUAUUCAGGAGUAUGUGGCCAACUUGCUCAAAUCAGCUUUUCCACACUUACAAGAUGCCCAGGUCAAAGUAUUUGUGACUGGCCUGUUCAGUUUAAACCAAGACAUCCCAGCAUUCAAAGAACACUUAAGGGAUUUCCUUGUACAGAUCAAGGAAUUUGCGGGUGAGGACACCUCUGAUCUAUUCCUAGAGGAGAGAGAGGCAUCGCUGCGUCAGGCCCAGGAGGAGAAACACAAGCUGCAGAUGUCCGUGCCUGGCAUCCUCAACCCUCACGAAAUACCAGAGGAGAUGUGCGACUGAAUUCACACACAAACUCACAGCACACACACUGCGCUGACUCCUAAACAAACUAAACACACGACUAAAGCAGUGUUGAGGCUGCUCUUUUGUGGGGUUUCUCAGAAGUGUGUGUGUGAGUACUUAGGCUCUGCAAGGAGGCGAUUUCCACACUUGGCUGUCUCUUGACCAAAACAGUGCCAAUAUGUAACAGAUACUGUCACCCAGUGGCCCCGUUUGCAUAGUAUGCGUUUCAUACAGACAAUUUUACGUAUUACCUUUCCAUUGUUAACUGCUUAUGUUUGGUCACUUUAAUCCGAACGUGCAUGAAGGGUCACGUAUGUACAAUUAACUCGCUUCUGCACGUUUUUUUUUUUUUCAUUGCCCCUAUCCCCUUCUAUUUCCUCAUCUUCUUCCACACAUCAUGUUUUUGUUUAUGUAUAUUAUAUAUAAAGACCAGAGUGCAGUUUGUGUUUGCAGAGAGCUGUAUGUGUUUUGGCAGCGUGUAGAUGGUACAUAUUGUCAGUGUGUGGGUCAAUGAGUGACGCAUCUGGUCCAGCCAAUGAGAAUGUCAAUGAAUGUCUGUUGGGUGAGGAGCCAGAAGUGGUUUGGGACUAAAGUAGCUCUCUGCAGAAUGUGAAGUGGAUUGCUGAGUUGAACUGUCUGAUCGAUGCUGCUGUGGUUGUGAGUGGUGUUUUGAAACAAAACUCCAUUCACUUUUCCUACACAGAAGUGUUCAGCAGCCCCUCUACGUGUUCAUAUCAGCGUCACUGUACAGCAUCUUUACUUCCAUGGGAACAUGCAGAUGUUUUGUCCUGUUUUGUUGUGGGUGUGUGAGUGUGCGUGUGUUGUCGCUAAGUCGACAUCAGGUUUUUUGUUUUCCUCAAUGAGGACGGUUGCUCCUUUUGUGAGCUUUCAUUAAAUUAAAGUAAAAAAAAAAAAAAAAAGUGGUUGAAAUAUUUAUGGGUUCUUGUAAGCUUCACCUUUAUAACUGCUCAUGUUAACUCAUUCAGAGACUGCUUUGGAUUUUUCGAAUUGUACUAAUUUACAUUGUUUACCAUGCUGUAGUGCUAUCAGGACACUACUUGGAGCAAAAUAAAUCUGUUUACAUUUAAUUUUGUAUUUUUAAUUUUUAUCUUUAAGUCCUGUUCAAAUAAAAUGCAAGAGUUUAUUUCUAAGAAAAAUAAACAUAAAUGCCAACAUUCUCAUUAGGAAGAAGAAUGUACCAAUCCAAAUACUGAUUAUCAGUGGUGAAUUUCCCCUUUACUAUGUGUAGCAUUUGUUGUGAAACUUUCUGAACUGAUUAAAGUUGGAAGAAUUUUUAUAA
Carassius carassius (crucian carp) is the source of this 4837-nucleotide messenger RNA. Its product is annotated as exportin-1-like. Lineage: Eukaryota; Metazoa; Chordata; Actinopteri; Cypriniformes; Cyprinidae. Gene Ontology annotation, molecular function: small GTPase binding; nuclear export signal receptor activity. The coding region runs from base 319 to 3534 and encodes 1071 amino acids. The transcript has 25 exons. Gene Ontology annotation, cellular component: cytoplasm; nucleus. The record is from RefSeq and is a predicted model, not a curated record. Gene Ontology annotation, biological process: ribosomal large subunit export from nucleus; ribosomal small subunit export from nucleus; protein export from nucleus.